AUGAGGUGGUAUAAGGGUUUCAAUCCGUGGACGGCCAAGGUGAAAUCCACGAUGGUGUGGGUGCAAGGGUCACCAAUAGAGUUUUUCAAUAGAGAAGCAGCUAUGCGAAUUGGAGCUCUUAUUGGGAAACCUAUCCGGGUGGAUAGGGCAACGGAAGAGGGAGCAAGAGGCAAUUACGCUCGAGUAUGUGUAGAGGUGGAUCUCUCGAAACCUUUGCUGGCAAAAUAUAAGGUUGAAGGAAUUAAAUACCGUAUUCAGUAUGAGGGGUUGGACAAGAUAUGUACUGAGUGCGGAAGGUAUGGGAAACCCACUGACCAGUGCGAUUGCAAGGAACCUAUAAUAAAAGAAACAGUGGUCGAGACGGUGGAGGUGGUGCCGGAGAUACAGGCGGAAGAGACAAGAUCGGAACCAGCUUAUGGGGACUAUAUGAUGGUUAAGAAGAAGGAGAAACGUCCUGCUCAUAAGCCCUAUGAGACUGGAUAUAAGGGAGUGACUUAUGCAAAAGCAUCUACAGCUGGAAGGAAUAGAUUUCAAGUGCUUAAUGAGGACAUGACAGGUGAACGAGGCCCAUCGACAAAAAAUGAGAAUAAAUUUGCGACAUCAAAGGAAAAAGGCCAGGAACAGAAAGAACAACACAGUGAAAAUCAAGGAGAGAAGAUAAGGGAGGGUAGAGGCGAAAAAGCGAACGUGGGACAAUAG
Messenger RNA from Linum tenue, 699 nucleotides. The record is from the annotation of a GenBank genome assembly. Lineage: Eukaryota; Viridiplantae; Streptophyta; Magnoliopsida; Malpighiales; Linaceae.